This is a messenger RNA of Colletotrichum higginsianum IMI 349063, 1143 nucleotides long. RefSeq names its product Peptidase family S58. Lineage: Eukaryota; Fungi; Ascomycota; Sordariomycetes; Glomerellales; Glomerellaceae. The coding region runs from base 1 to 1143 and encodes 380 amino acids. The transcript has a single exon. Gene Ontology annotation, molecular function: aminopeptidase activity. The record is from RefSeq and is a predicted model, not a curated record.
AUGGCCGCCAAGUCGACUCCUCGUGGCCGCAUCCGCGAUGUUCUUCCGAACCUCCAUCUGGGAACAUGGCCGGCGGGCCCCAAGAACUCCAUCACUGACGUUCCCGGGGUCUUGGCCUCGACGCAAAGCAUCCACGCCGAGGAUGGGGUCAACACCGGCGUGACGGUCAUUCUCCCCCAUCGAGACUGGUUCAGGGAGGCCUGCUACGCCGGCAUAUUUAGCUUCAACGGCUCCGGGGAGAUGACGGGAUCCCAUUGGCUCGAGGAGACAGGCCUCCUCUCAAGUCCUAUCGUGCUCACCAACUCUUUCUCGGUCGGGGAUGCGUACCGCGGCAUAUACGAGUACGCCAUCAAGCAUCACUCCAACGACAAUGGCGAGGUGGACUGGUUCUUAUUGCCGGUGGUUGGCGAGACGUUUGACGGGUACCUGAAUAACAUCGCGAAGCUGGCCGUCAAAUCAUCCAACAUUGUCAAGGGGAUCGAGUCGGCGACUGACGCCCCUGUUCCCGAGGGCAAUACCGGCGGCGGCACGGGCAUGAUCUGUCACUACUUCAAGGGAGGAACCGGCUCCAGCAGUCGCCUUGUUGAGGGUCUCGACAGCGACGGCAACAAGAAAACCUACACCAUCGCCGCGCUCGUGCAGGCCAACUACGGAAGGGCGGCGCACCUGCGCAUCGGCGGCUUCCCCGUCGGCCGCAUACUCGAGAAGGAAAAGGCCGAGGCGCAAGCGGACGUGGCACGGCACAAGGACAAGAAGGACGGCUCUAUCAUUGUCGUUAUCGCCACCGACGCGCCUCUGUCGCCGACCCAGUGCAAAAGACUCGCCAAGAGGGCGACGGUGGGUCUGGCCAGAGUCGGCGGCUAUGGUCACAAUCCAUCUGGCGACAUCUUCCUCGCCUUCUCCACGGCCAACCAUAUCCCUGUGCAUACAGAUGUCGACCGUUUCAAGGCGAAAGCCCUGAAAACUGAGGCAAUUGAUGAUACCAGCAUCAACGGGCUCCUGGAAGCGGCGGCGGAUGCGACGGAAGAGAGCAUCUACAAUGUUCUGUGUUCAGCCGAGACGCUCACGGGUUUCUGUGGACACCAGAUUGAGGAGCUGCCUCUGAACCGGCUGAAGGAGAUCAUGAAGAAGUAUGACUCGUGA